AUGUUCGCAAAUGAGAGCAAGAAGGUGGCUUGGCUGGCAACAAAAAGGUUUGGAGUGAAGUCGAGACUUUACAGCGAUCGUGCGGUAGAUACCGGAGCUAUCGUCCAGAUUUCACGGUCCAACAUUUAUCGCUUUGGUAACCCAAACUUCGCGGCGCCGGUCUUCCGUGAUGUUGAAUGGACCAUUGGUGAGGGUGAAAACUGGGCUGUAAUAGGGACAGGCUCGAAGCAAAAGACAGCCCUUUUGCAGACACUCCUCGGUCACCUACGCAUAACUCCUCCUCCGCCCUUACCUGGAGGACUAUUUCCUUUCCUCUCUGACCCUCCACGCGACCCACACGCCUGUGUGUCUCUUGUUUCCUUCGCUCAUCGGUCCCGUGCAGCAGGUGGUGCCUUCUAUGACUACACGUCUCGAUACGGUGCAGUUAGAGAAGAGGACCGUAUCACCCUUCGGGAAAGCAUGUUUGGAGAGUACGACUUUCUAAACAUUCAGCCAAAAGGUGGCAGGGUGAAAACUCCGGUUGAAAUUGCACAAGACAAAGUAAAGAAAGGUAUCUUUGAGGGCCUAACUUCUAGACUAGGUCUUUCCUCUUUGUUGGAUUUACCUUUGGUCGCUUUAUCAAACGGCCAGACGCGUCGGGCACGCAUUGUGAAGGCUAUUUUGUCUGAACCAGAGCUCCUCGUACUCGAUGAACCUCUGACCGGCCUCGAUGUCAAUACCCGCCCAAUCUUGUUGAAUGUUCUUCGGUCACUGCAUGAGUCUCGCAGUCCACGCAUCAUCAUGGGCCUCAGGAUGCAAGACCCCAUUCCUGAUUGGAUUUCACAUGUCGCUCUAGUGAGGGGUGAGACUAUCGUGACAGGUAGCAAAGAUGAAAUCCUGUCCAAGCAUGCGGAUCAUCACGUACAAGAAGCUGAGAAUAGAAUGGCAAGCACUACUCAGUCCUAUCUUCAGCCUGGCCUUGAUCAUGGCAAGCCAGUAGUUGACAUGAAGAGCGUAAACGUAUCAUAUGGCACGCGCAAGGCAACUCCUCCGUCCUUGAUUGUGCUCAAAAAUAUCAACUGGACCAUCCGCGAAGGCCAGCGUUGGCAUCUUCAAGGCGCAAAUGGUUCCGGAAAAACUACCCUUCUUUCGCUUCUGACUGGCGACCAUCCCCAGUCUUACACUCAGCGAGGUGGUUCGAAUUUAGAGCUAUUCUCUCGACCUCGGCAGCGUAUCCCAACUCCGCUCCUCCGUUCGCUCAUCGGUGUUGUCUCACCGGAGCUUGCAAACGCAUACCCAAGACGCGCUGGUGUCAGUGUGUUCGACGUUGUAGGCACGGGCUUUGACGGCGGCUUCGUUCCUGGUGGAAAGGACGGCGUCGGGAACGGUCUGGAGGGCACCCUCAGCGACGAAGUCAGACAAUGGAGGGUGAAACGCGUACGCGACGUCCUUAACGGCCUCGGUCCGACGUCAUGGGAGACAGACGCCAACAGCUUCGCCGCUGGCGACGAGCUGUUGGCACCGAACGAAGCUUUUUCGAAACGCGAUUUUGUGGACCUCUCCGCAGGGGAACAGAGUAUCGUUCUGCUGAUGCGGGCGCUUGUGAGCCACCCCCAACUUGUUUUGUUGGACGAAGUCUGGAGUGGUAUGGAUGAAAAUAUGGUCUGCGCUGCGAGGCGCUACCUUUGCGAGGGCGGUGUUGGAUCCGACCAAGCAGUGGUGGUUAUCAGCCAUUGGGAGGAAGAGGUGCCAUGGACGGUACGAGAUGGUUUGAGGAGAUUUAAAUUAGAGGAUGGGGAAGGACAAGAGUUAUAG
Suillus paluster is the source of this 1794-nucleotide messenger RNA. Its product is annotated as P-loop containing nucleoside triphosphate hydrolase protein. The record is from RefSeq and is a predicted model, not a curated record. Gene Ontology annotation, molecular function: ATP binding; ATP hydrolysis activity. The transcript is spliced from 6 exons. Bases 1 to 1794 code for a protein of 597 amino acids. NCBI's taxonomy places the organism in Eukaryota, Fungi, Basidiomycota, Agaricomycetes, Boletales, Suillaceae.